Messenger RNA from Drosophila novamexicana, 1896 nucleotides. RefSeq lists its product as uncharacterized. Lineage: Eukaryota; Metazoa; Arthropoda; Insecta; Diptera; Drosophilidae. The record is from RefSeq and is a predicted model, not a curated record. The transcript is spliced from 8 exons. Gene Ontology annotation, molecular function: sulfotransferase activity. Gene Ontology annotation, cellular component: membrane. Bases 1 to 1896 code for a protein of 631 amino acids.
AUGUAUAAUUUCGGAAAGACUCUUUUCCUUUCGCUACUAAUCUCAAGUGGGUAUUCGAUACUUCAGCUGAAUGCCAAUGAGCUGAAUAACACCAAGAAGGCUGAGAUCGAUGUGCUCUUCUAUAAUCGCGUACCCAAAACGGGCAGCAUGCAACUUAUAGAACUGAUGCGAGCCCUGGGCAAAGUACACGACUAUGAGGUGGAGAAAGAUCCACAGAAUGGCGGCAUUCGGCCAUUGCUCGACGCCGCCGAGGAGGGCGACUGGAUAGAUAAUAUCGUUAAUCUCGAGGAUGGCACCGUAUUUGCCAGUCAUGUGAACUAUUUGAACUUCAGCAAACACGAACAGCCGCGACCCAUUUACAUCAAUAUGGUGCGUGAUCCGGUUGACCGCGUCAUCAGUUGGUAUUACUAUAUACGUGCCCCAUGGGUAUUUGUGCCGGGUCGUCGUCGUCACAAUCGCGAAAUGCCCAAUCCCCAAUGGGUCAACACCGAAUUCGAUCAGUGUGUACUGAGCGGUGAAAAGGUCUGCACAUACAUUGAGGGCUCCCUCCUGGAGCGAGUGGGCGAUCAUCGCCGUCAAACCCUGUUCUUUUGUGGCCACAAUGAGUUCAAAUGCACGCCCUUCAACUCGCGGCUGGCCCUGCAGUUGGCCAAACAGAAUGUGGAACGCGAAUAUGCGGUUGUGGGCACUUGGGAGCACACAAAUGAAACUCUGGCCGUUUUGGAGGCUUAUGUACCGCGCUACUUUGCGGAUGCCUCCAAAAUGUACUACUCGGGUCUACACGCCGCCAAAGCGAACGACAAUCCCAUGAAGCCUCACAUUCGGGAUGAAAUUAUGAACAUGGUGCGCCGCAACUUCACGCGGGAAAUCGAGUUCUAUCAAUUCUGUCGCCAACGUUUGCAUAAACAAUAUCUGGCACUAAAACUCAAUGAACUGAUGCGCGUGGACAACAGUUUAGUUCAAUUGCAAUCUGCCAAUGAGCUAGCCCUGCAACGUCUGAACGCCGAGCGGCUAAACAAUACGCGGAAUGCUGAAAUCGAUGUGCUCUUCUUCAAUCGUGCCGCCAAGGUGGGCAGUGAAGCCCUACUGGAACUGUUUAAUGCCUUGGUAGAGUAUAACGAUGAUCUGAUAUUGGAGCGCAGCGGUCUUCAUGAAAAUACAGUGAGACAAAUGGAUAAAGAGGCGCAACAAGAAGCUGCCGAGUUUGUGUCUGGCCUGGAGGAAGGCACCAUUUACAUACGGCACAUUAACUGGCUGGACUUUAGCAACUUUGAUUUGCCGCAGCCCAUCUAUAUAAACAUGGUUAGGGAUCCAGUGGAGCGUGUCAUCAGCUGGUUCUACUAUGCACGCAGCUCCUACAAGAAUGCCAUCGAGUAUCGCAAGGCGCCGAACAAGAAAAUCAAGCCCGCGUCCUGGUACAAAAAGAACUUCAAUGAUUGUGUACGUAGUGGAGAUCCCGAAUGCCAGUAUGUACCACAUACCGUAAAGGAUUACGUUCCAAACUUUAAAAGACAGUCGCUCUUCUACUGUGGCCAUCAUGACGACUGUAUUCCCUUUAACUCACCCACAGCCAUACAAAUGGCCAAGGAGCAUGUGGAACGGGAUUAUGCUGUGGUGGGCAGCUGGGAGGAUACGAACAUAACGUUGACUGUCUUUGAGCGCUAUAUACCACGUUUCUUUACCGGUGCCAAACUGAUGUAUGAGAUGCAUAAUAACAAGAUCACAAAUCGGAAUAAGAACAAGCGAAAGCCCUACAUUGAGCCAGAGGUCAAAGAGAUGAUAAGACGUAAUUUCACAUAUGAAUAUGAGUUUUAUCAUUUCUGCAAGCAGAGGUUGUACAAACAGUAUUUGGCACUCAACUUGCGUGAGCUGGAGAAGCACGGACUGUUGAAUUAG